Molecule: messenger RNA, 1219 nt
Organism: Camelina sativa (false flax)
Lineage: Eukaryota; Viridiplantae; Streptophyta; Magnoliopsida; Brassicales; Brassicaceae
Source: RefSeq, a predicted model, not a curated record
GGGCCCAAAUAUUUUAUAACGAAUAAAUAAAAAUCUUUCAAAGACGAGUUGAGGCGAGGCGAGGCGGUGGUGGAAAAAAAACAAGAGAAAAAUCAAAACCCCAAUUUUGAUCUUAAGGAAGUGAAGAAAAGAGAGGAACGGAAUUUUGCAAUCAAAUUCAGCUGAGGAUGGUUUCAGGAUCAUUUCAAUCAUCACAAGCCCAAAGCUUCUGUUCUCGUUUGUCGUAAAUUUUGCAAUUAAAAAGAAUGGGAGGCGAAGAUGGUGAACGGAAUCCUCCUCCUCCUCCGCAGCAGAAGUUGGCAGAGUUUUUGGGAAUCGUCGCGUUUUCUGUAAUCGGCGUAACCGUUGUCACUCUCUUCAAGGCUAGAUCACAGUCAGCGUGGAAAGCAACCAAAGGUGGUUCUUUCCGAACAGCUUAUCAGGAGGAAGCGUGGAGAAGGUACAACAAACGGAUGAAGGAGGAGUACGAGGAUGAGAUGGAGAGAGUGGAACGUAUCAGGCGUAUGCAAAGCGUUUUCAAUAGAGAGAGGAGUAAAUUUAGGAGGGGCUACGAGAACUGGAGAGAAACUGAUCCUGGUGCACAGCAAUACCAUCAGCAGUUUCAGCGUAAUGAUUGGUACUGGAAAACUGAGUCUUCGCAAAGAAAUCAAAGGACCAAUCACCAGGAGCCUCCAAACCAGAGAAGAGUAUAUCCAUUAUCACAUCAUUACUCGGUAUUAGGGCUCAGCAGGUCCAGGGCAACUCCAUAUACCGAAGCUGAGAUUAAGAAAGCAUUCAGGGAAAAAGCUAUGGAAUUCCAUCCAGACCAAAAUCAGGAUAACAAAGUUGUAGCUGAAGCAAAAUUCAAAGAGGUCUUACUUUCAUAUGAAGCUAUAAAAGAGGAAAGAAACGAGAGGUGAUAUUUUUUGGUGAACGAGAUCAAACUUUUUCUUCAUGCGCUUUGAAGGAAUUCGAAUACUGUCAAAUGAACAAAACAGGUUGCUUUGGGUGUCUUCCCAUUAUAGGUUAAUUUAAUUAGUCUUUUGGUCUGCUUUUUUACCCCAUUAAGGUUCUUUGUUGUAAUCUGUAAUAAAACCAAUCCACAGGUUAUAUAUUUUGAGAAGAGGGAAUGAUACUCUCUUAAUUAUUUGUUAGGAUAUGAGAUUCCCACAUUGGAGUUUAGAAGGAUAUGUGAUUCUGAUAAAAAUCAAUAUAUUUGGGAUGCAAUCAAUUUUGUUUA